AUGCCAGCUGCAGCAGUUUCUUUUUCAACACCUCACUUGCCUACCAGCUCAUCUCCACAAACUUCCUCUUCGUCAGAUUUAAAACGAAAAUGGGAAUUGGUGGCUGAGCCUGGUUCUCAUCCAAGCAAAAAAUUAGCAGCCCCAAAAGUAAUUGAUACCUCGGUCAUGUCCUCUACCUCCUUAUCUACUCUCAGUACUGCUGAUAGCAAUAACAACACAACUACCACCACAAAAAUUACAAAUAGCAAUAACAAAAAUGCCAGUGAUGCAUCGCUAUCCGCUUUUCAUAGGUCGAUGUUUCAAUCUUAUGUCAAGAAUGCACUUGAUGAUCUUGAAAAGCAAAAUACCGAUUCUAUAAACGCUCUCGCUUCUAGAAUCCGCCUGAACAAGUUAUCAUCAGAAGCAUUUACUGAUGAGCAGCUGUAUUACGUCAUUUCCUCACUGACAAACGAAAUUAGUCGACUUGACUCACCCAGUAGCAACGAGCUUAUUUCUGCAGCUCUCAGUAUUAAGUGGAUAUCUAUGGGUCCUACCUUUAUUCAAUCUUAUGUGCGCUUUCUUACCGUUCUGGUAUCUGGUGUACCAAGGUGGUGGUCUAAUGUCGUUGAACUUAUGGUUAAUGGCUUUAUUGGUAACCAUGACACUUCUUAUCACCACCUUGUUAUCCGUCAUGCACUGAAGCUGAUGCCCACUGCUGUGUCCUCCUUUCAGACUAUUCUGUGCAAGGGAUUCCCGCACAAAAAUGAGAGUAAAGCGCCAACUCUGCAGUAUUUGCGUAAUCUUUUAAAAGUCAUAGAGUACUGUCCUGAACUGCGAGGUUCUAUAUGGUCUCUUAUUUUUGAAAGGACCAUUCAGCUUGACGUUGAGCUGCAAGAUAUUUCAUUAGAUUCGGACGAUGAGAAUGAGGACGAAGAUGACGAUGAAGACUCAGACAAUGAGGACGAUGAGAUGAUGACUCCCCCACCUACUGAGCAAGAACCUCCAAAUCUGCGCGUUAAGAGCCAUGAUGGUGAUGACGACGAUGCAGUUCUUGACAUUUCAAAAAUAGUUCAAGUAAAUACUCAAGCUGCUUCUGAGGUCGGCAGUGCUGAAGACAGUGUUGAAAGACCCACUAGUAAACAGGAACAAGGGGGAAGUAACGCCGAUGAUGAUGAUGAAGAUGAUGAAGAAGAAGGUCAGAUUCAUGGCGCUGCUUCUUUACUUGAUGAUGACGAUGAUUACGAGUACGAUGUGGAAGGUGGCGUUGACGUACUUACGGUUAGAAAUAAGUUGGAUUCCAUGAUCACUUUACUAUUUGAAUAUAUCGAUCAAAAGAUCACCCCUCAAUCCGUGGAAGAAGAAAACGGUGAAGCCCAAGUUUUAUUUACCACUCUUCUUGCACAUUUUAAGUCUUUUAUUCUUAGCACACAUAGAACACGCAGUGUUCAGUUUCUUCUUUUUCGCUCAGCUCACGUUCACCCAGCCCUUUUGGAUGCAUUUUUAGUGUCCCUUAUUGAGAUUGCGCUUUCUCCAUCUGAAAAUAUGGAUAAGCGCCUUAAAGCAAUGCAAUACAUUUCUUCUUUUAUUGCAAGAGCAAAAGGUCUUAGUCGAACCCAAAUUCUGUUUGUGGUUUCUAUUCUUUCAGGCUGGCUACAACGCUAUGUCGAGGAACGUGAGGUGGAAAUCGAACAAAAUUCUACUAGCAUGGGCAAGUUCAAAAUGUUUUAUGCUGUGACUCAAGCUCUUAUGUAUAUUUUUUGCUUUCGCCAUACUAUUCUUCGCGUCGACGGCGCUAAAUCACGUUCAUCAAACAAAACUGGUUCAGUGGAAUCUAUCAUUUCAAACAAAUCCUCUUCAAACUCUGAAUGGGAGUAUGAUCUCGACAAUGUGUUUCAGCGUGUUGUUAUUUCUAAGUUUAACCCUCUCCGGUACUGCCGUGAUACCGUUGUUUCCAAGUUUGCUCAAAUUGCGCUGCGAGAGAACCUUGUUUACUGCUUUACAAUUAUGGAGCAAAACCGCUUAGGACCGAAACAGCAACACCAAGUCAAUGGCGUUUCUGGCACCUCUCUUUCAACUGCAUCCUCCUCUGCCUCUCUUUCUUCUCUUGGUAACGGAUUGACCACUUCUUUAGCAAAGUAUAUGUUCCAUUCUUCGAGGAACCAAGACUUUGUCAUGCUUGAUGCAUACUUCCCUUUUGACCCUCUGCAUCUUCCUCACGCUCGCACCAUGAUUGAGGAUAUUUACGUUGAAUGGGUAGAUGAAGAAGAAGAUAGUGAAAGCGAUGAUGAAAAUUCAGACUCUGAUGACGAGUAA
Molecule: messenger RNA, 2292 nt
Organism: Magnusiomyces paraingens
Lineage: Eukaryota; Fungi; Ascomycota; Dipodascomycetes; Dipodascales; Dipodascaceae
Exons: 2
Coding region: 1-2292 (763 amino acids)
Biological process (GO): transcription initiation at RNA polymerase I promoter
Cellular component (GO): nucleus
Molecular function (GO): RNA polymerase I core binding; RNA polymerase I general transcription initiation factor activity
Source: RefSeq, a predicted model, not a curated record